Molecule: messenger RNA, 390 nt
Organism: Lactuca virosa
Lineage: Eukaryota; Viridiplantae; Streptophyta; Magnoliopsida; Asterales; Asteraceae
Source: the annotation of a GenBank genome assembly
AUGGGUUUUGUUUACGGGGAGAUUAAAGCUGCAAAAGAAGAAAUUAUCAAAUCUUUGGGUGGUAACGAGAAACACUACAAGCCUAUUAUAGAUAUCAUAAACACAAAGAUGAAAGGUCGGCUAGAUUCAACUUUACAUUUAACAUCUUAUCUUUUGAAUCCGUAUUACCAUUAUAAUGAUGCACAACUCCAAUUUGUUCCCGAUGUAAUGGAUGCGGUUCUUGAUUUUUUUGAUACAUUAUUUCUUGGAGAUUUAGAGAUGCAAAGGCAAGUCGUAACUAUUGACUUGCCAAAGUACAAAAAAAAGUUGAUAGAUUUGGUUCCGAUCUUGCAAUUAAACAUUGUAAGGUACAUACAAAGAAACGACUUAGAUUGGAGACAAGCAAAUUGA